Molecule: messenger RNA, 1793 nt
Organism: Pimephales promelas (fathead minnow)
Lineage: Eukaryota; Metazoa; Chordata; Actinopteri; Cypriniformes; Leuciscidae
Product: L-asparaginase
Biological process (GO): protein K6-linked ubiquitination
Cellular component (GO): BRCA1-A complex; BRCA1-BARD1 complex
Molecular function (GO): protein binding; ubiquitin-protein transferase activity
Source: RefSeq, a predicted model, not a curated record
AAGGUUAUAAAAAUGAAAAAAAAAAAAUCAUGAAUCAUUUGUAAUUGUUAUAUAUUUUGUUAUGGGAUGUAAUGGAGAAUCAGAAUUUCUAAAAAUCACAUUCAUAUUAAUCUUCUUGGGGUUUUUUUAUGCGAUUUUGACACUGUCCCAGUUUGCGAAUAGCAUAUUGUUAAACUGGGACAGGGUAUUAGGGUAUUACUGGCAAACUGGAACAGCCAUUCAAGUCAUUCUAAUGGAGGAAUUGAGUUCCCAUUUUAUAUGUCCCUCAUAAAUUUAGUUAGUUAGAUAUUUAAACAAAGACUGUUGAACUACUUAUUGAGCUUGCUUGCGAUAAUAUAGGCACAGUCCAGACUGCCCAAGCUGGCUUCAGGGGGACUGGGAUGUAUCCAGUAAAUCCUAUGGCUCAUACACAUUGGGGAUAGUCACAUACACAUAUAGGGGAGGGGGUCUGCUGUACCUGCACCCCUUCUUUAAAAAAGUGAUGUUUAUAUUAUUGUUGUUGUUUAUAACGUUGUUUAUGUUGUUAAAUGUAUUUCAUUCAUAAGGCCUACACUUAAAUAACAAUUGAAUGUGUUUUAAAUGUGCCAGUUUGACAGAGCCUUGAAAAAUGUGGUUUCAUUGUGUGUUUAUGGAAGAGUCAUCUGUGUUUAAUUCUUUCUUUUCUAUUGUAUAGUAGAGCUCUUAAGCUAUUUAGAAUAGUAUCAUAUUAGUGGCUAGACAUUUGGAUCAUAUAUAUAUAUAUAUAUAUAUAUAUAUAUAUAUAUAUAUAUCUUGCGCAUGUGCAGUCCUAAGCGCGGUGUCUCAGGACACUGACGCAUGCGCAACUAAACCCGCGCGUGGCAAGAUUCGGAAUCUAACGGUAAUUUAACUUCACCAAAGCUGAGCAAGAUAAAAAAUACCUUCAAACAUGUAUUUUGAGGAGCCAGAAGUGGAACCGUAUGAUCCGUUAUUUCUUCCGUUAUCGAAAUUGGAAACUAAACUGCGAAACCGGCAGUUCCUCCACAACAUGGGCAAGGUGCUAAAACUCUCCUGGCUUAAAGACAAGACGCCUGACGACGUCGAGUCAAUUCACCGAAUGCUGAUGCCCUCUUUUGCCUGCAGAUGCGUGGAGAACAACGACUUUAUAUCUUUACAGGAGAUUCUCAAGCAUAUGAAGGAAGAUGCUGGAAACUAUGAUGGAUACACUGCCCUGCACUUUGCCUGUGAAACGGGGAACAUUAAAAUGGCAAUGCAUUUACUGUCUAUUGGAGCAACAUGCCAAGCGACUACCCGCUUUGGUUACACACCUCUGCAUCUUGCCAUAAAAAACAAGCACUUUGGCGUGAUCAAGAUUUUGAUACAGCGCGGAGCCACAGUAACUCAAAAUCCUCUGCGAAUCGGCAUGGAUCUUAUCAAGGCGGUUUGGGCUAAAGACUAUCGGCUUGUGCGUGCAUGGUUCUUAGCUGGUACAAACAUGAACCAGUGUGAUUACAAUGGACAGACUGCUUUACAUGCAGCAGUGGAGAAGAGGAACAAGCUCAUGGUGUCCAAACUUCUUCAAUAUGGCGCGACCCCAGAGAUUCCUGAUAUUUGGGGGAGAACAGCAGCAGAUGACGCAAGAAAGAAUAACCUGCAUGACAUUUUGGUGCUCUUCAACCUUCCUAUUUGAAACUCACCCUUCAGCAUCUCUUUUCAGUCUGUGGUGAAGGAGUCAGACACACCAGGUGACAUCAAAUGCAAAGGCCUUGACAAAGUAGAUCACUACAAAACCGUUAACUAAAAUCAACUCCCCCCUUAAUGUUUACACAAUAAAC